ACUAAGUAUGAUAAUCAGAUGACAUCGAAAUUGUUGGUGCGAAUAAGUUAUAAAAUUUUGUUCGUUAAACUUAAAGCGACAAAAAGAAAGAAUUGAGAAAAAACAACGACACAGAGUAUCUGAAUAAUCAAAAUUGUCGAGAAUUCAUGUACAGCAAAAGAUAAAGUAACUGGCCAUACAUGUGCCUCUUGUCAGCUACUAUGACAGAAUGUUCCCACAUCGCAGAAUGCCUUCUCAUUUAACAGUGCUUUACAUUUACAGUAUUGUGAGUCUUGUUGCCUUGUUUCAUGCCACUUUAGUAGCUGCAGAAGUUGUUGUGGUUUCCCCCGAAAAUCGUACUGUUCAAGUAUUUAUUGACUAUGAAUUGAGCAUAGCAGCUAGAGUACCCACUGGAGGAAUAGAGGGCAUGAUUGUAACUGCCAAUCCUAUAGAUGCUUGUGACUCUAUUUGGAGCCCACCAUAUUCUUCUAAUUCUUCUUUGAAAUGGUUUGUUUUAAUUGAAAGAUCUACUUGUUCUAUGCGACAACAGGUUCUCAUGGCACAGAAAGCAGGAUAUGAUGCUGCCGUGAUAUAUAAUAAAGGAAUCAACAGUCUACAACAAGUCAAUUCAGAGAGACGGGUGACAGUGGAUGGUUCUAAUCAAGAUAUUUCUCUAGUGUCUACUCUUCAGCUCUCUUAUUCAACUUUAGAGUCUCAAAUUACUAUUCCAGCCAUUCUCAUUGGUGAACAUGAUGGUGACGACAUCAAGAAUCUUUACUUGUACAAUAAAGGCUACAUCCUUAUUCUGUACCCUGACCAGACCUUCAACCUCAAUAAGUAUCUGCUUCCCAUUGCAUCUAUAAUUGGUGUGUGCUUCAUCAUAAUGUUACUGUUAAUGGUGAUCAAGUGUAUUAAAGAUCGCAGAAAAAAUCAAAGAAAUAGGUUGUCAUCAAAGCAUCUGAAACAGCUGCCAGUUAAGAAGUUCAAGAAAGGUGACCCUUAUGAUGUUUGUGCUAUUUGUCUAGAGGAUUACAAGGAAGGAGAGAAGCUAAGAAUACUACCAUGUUCACAUGCCUACCACACCAAAUGUGUUGACCCCUGGCUAACAAAGAAUCGUCAUACCUGUCCAGUGUGCAAGCGCAAGGUCAUUUUAGAGGGCCAUCAAUGUGACUCUGAUAGUGACUCAGAUCAUGAUUCUUCAGAAGAAACCACUCCUUUGCUGCAUCCCAUUGACAGGCAAAGCAACACAUCUAGUGUUGGAGGAACCUUCUCUGAACCCAUGCCAACUCCUCUUUACAUCCAAGCCAAUCAAGCUGGUCUAACUAGGAUUGCCCAUGAUGAAGAAACCACUCAGACCACUGCUGUGCCUCCAGAACCUCAGACCACGCAAGUAGAGUUGCAUCAUUCCACAGAAACAGUUGGAACAGACCUUGCUCCCACAUCUUUGUAUCCUGCUGCUCAUCAUUCAGUUAAUGGAGACAGACCAGAACAAGAUAGUGUUGAAAAUCGGAGCCCACUUCAAGGAGCUAAGGCCAAAAAGCAAUUGGAAUUGGUGGUAUGAGUCUAAAAGCAGAUUUAAAUGAGUGAGUCAGUGACAAAUAACCAUACUCUACUGAUAAUCCAUGUUAAAAGGAAUAAACUUAUUUGUUAGUAAAACAACUGUUUUUUUAAAACAGAAACAAAAAGGUUUCAGUAUUUUGUAAGAAGUUUACUUAUCCCUCUAAAGGACUCCUUACAUUUCAUUUUAUUAAAUUAUGCUGUUUUUACCUGUUUUAUUUACUUCAUAAAGUUUUGAUGUUGGUGUAUGAGGUUCAGUUUUUGUCAUGCUGUAAGUUUGAAAGCAAGCACGGAAAGAUUAAGUGAUGGACAAGCAUAUUUAUGUAUACUUCCUUGAGAGUAAAAUUAGAAAAAUUUCAAAUCUAGCUGAAUCAACGAGGCACUGUUAUUGUUAUCAUUGUCACCAGCUUACUUGUAUAAAUAUGUGAACAAAAUUUUGGUUAUUGGGAUUAAAUUAGUUUACUAAAGUGCUUAAAGAUAGUUGACUUAAGAUGUUAUAAAAUAUAUUUUAUAAUAUAAAACUUGUAAUAUUACAGUUUAGUUUUUGUUAAUAAUUAAAUGGAAGUGAUAAUAAAAUAUUCUACAUCUGUUUAACCAUUUAAGAUAUUUAGGUCCGUGAUACAAAAUGACAAGAUUUAGAAAAAUUACUAGUACUGUUGUAUCAUUGUCAAAUUUCAUAUUUGCAUGUACAGAGACUUGUUUUUGAUUGCUGUGCUAGUUUGCUGUUUUACAAUGAAUAAAUAUUUAUGAAGAAUUGUUAUUCAUUAAAUUUUAUGCAACAAAGUAUUGUUCAAUUAGUCAUGAUAUGUUCAAUGUUGACCAUGUACUUCCCUAAUAUCUUACAUUGUUAAACAUCUUAUGUUAAUCUUUUUCUCCUGAUGAAAUGUUAGGCUCUGAAUGUUGUUUUUUUUAUAAUUCACAUGUUACUGAACUGGAUUGCUUGAUCACUAGCUUUUAAGCAGAAUUUAUAAUUAUUAGUCUAUAAGAAUAUUAAUGUAAUAUUUGCAAUUAAUAUAAUCUAUUUAAGUAAGUUGGAAUUCUGGUCAUGGUUGCUGUAUAUGAAUUUGCCAAGUAAAAACUUUUUUGUGAUUGGCAAAAAUUUUAAUUUUAAUCAUAUAAAUUCUUUACACAGUAAGUAAACUAUUGUUGAAGGUUUUGUCGGUAGUCACUUCAGAUUUUCAUGUAUUCAUGCUUUAAGGUCUAUUUAUAAUACUAGCAACUGCAAAAGAAGAUAAGACCAUCACCUAUGUUAUAAUUGUCAUUUAAUUAAAAUUAUAUAUUCCAUUGAAAAACAAGAAUUAAUACUACAGAUCCCAUUGUAUUUUCUGAAAUGUACAGAUAAUUAAUACCUUAAACUAAAAAAUGACAUGUAUUAUUGUAAUUUUGUAUGUAACACUAGAGUCUCUUUAACAUAUGGCAAUAUCUUAAUACAGUUGGUGAAGAAUACUACUGAGUAUACAAAUUAUGAAUGACCUGUGAUGUAUAGUUUGAUAAAUAUAUUAAAGAAAACAAAAUGUUGUGAUUAAC
Limulus polyphemus (Atlantic horseshoe crab) is the source of this 3063-nucleotide messenger RNA. Its product is annotated as E3 ubiquitin-protein ligase RNF13-like. Bases 209 to 1540 code for a protein of 443 amino acids. The record is from RefSeq and is a predicted model, not a curated record. Gene Ontology annotation, cellular component: nucleoplasm; cytoplasm. The transcript is spliced from 10 exons. Lineage: Eukaryota; Metazoa; Arthropoda; Merostomata; Xiphosura; Limulidae.